AUGACGUUAGCAAUCAAAGGCGUAACCCGGGAUGCUCAGAUUGGCAUUUGCGUCGUUACACGGCAGAGCAGGGAAUUGGAGAGCAAAGGCCGGCAGAGGAGGUCAGGAGGGGGCAAGGAGGGUGGACCGGCCAUGGAUCAGGGCCAGCCCUCAAUACCCGGUGGUCCUGGAGCUGAGUUCGGGAAGGCAGGGCCCAUAUACUUGCACGUUCGACGGCAGCUCAUGACCCGGGCGUUGGCCCUGUCGGGACUGGAGGGCAAGGAUGGUUGCCAUAUGGCCAUGCAUGGCCCUAAGCGGAAGGAAGCAGCAAGUGGCUCAGCUGCCCGUCUCAGCUGCCAGAAGGCGUCCACCUUCAUGGUGGGUGCCUCUGCUGACAACACAGCUCCGACAACUACAGGUGGACCGGCCAUGGAUCAGGGCCAGCCCUCAAUACCCGGUGGUCCUGGAGCUGAGUUCGGCAAGGCAGGGGCCUCAUCCUUGCAGGUUCGACGGCAGCUCAUGACCAGGGCGAUGGCCCGGUCAGGACUGGAGGGCAAGGAUGGCUGCCAUAUGGCCAUGCAUGGCCCUAAGCGGAAGGAAGCAGCAAGUGGCUCAGCUGCCCGUCUCAGCUGCCAGAAGGCGUCCACCUUCAUGGUGGGUGCCUCUGCUGACAACACAGCUCCGACAACUACAGAACUUUGGGACGUUGUGCCAAUCAGCAAGCCUGGGACUGUGACAGAGGGGGAGGUGUUCAAGCAGUGCUGCCACUCCCGGCGGUAUGGAGAGGGCUGA
Messenger RNA from Volvox carteri f. nagariensis, 771 nucleotides. RefSeq lists its product as uncharacterized. Bases 1 to 771 code for a protein of 256 amino acids. The transcript has 6 exons. NCBI's taxonomy places the organism in Eukaryota, Viridiplantae, Chlorophyta, Chlorophyceae, Chlamydomonadales, Volvocaceae. The record is from RefSeq and is a predicted model, not a curated record.